Molecule: messenger RNA, 708 nt
Organism: Fragaria vesca subsp. vesca
Lineage: Eukaryota; Viridiplantae; Streptophyta; Magnoliopsida; Rosales; Rosaceae
Exons: 1
Coding region: 1-708 (235 amino acids)
Source: RefSeq, a predicted model, not a curated record
AUGGAGUCUCUCCUUCUAGCUCUCCCUUUCGUCUGUAAAUCAUGGCACGCUGCAUCUCUCAAUCCCUUAUGCUGGGAAAUUCUCCAUUUUCCCGAGUUUGAGCCCUAUCCUCUGUUCACUACCGUUGAUGAUACCAAUGUUGAGCCCAAGAGCUUUGGCCCAUUCUACAAUAAGUUUGUGGAGGAUUACAAGAUGGAUAGGACUCGGUUUUCGAUCACCGGUUUUGUGAAAUUGGUCGUCGAUCGUAGCAAGGGGAAGGCUGUUGAGCUGAAGCUGCCUCAGUUUUGUACCGAAGAAGCGUUGCGUUAUGCUGCGGAUGGUUGUCCUGGGAUUAGGUAUCUGCAUUUUACGGACGACUUGGUGUUUUUCAAGCAUUCGCAGAUUCUGCCGGAGGUGAUCGGAAAGUGGAAGCUUCUGGAGCAUUUGACUUUGGGUGGGAACAUGGAGAAUAUUAUGAGGCAGUUUCAAGUGAAGGGUGGGGAGCAUUUGAGUAGGGAUUUCGAGGAGAAGUUGUUGGUGUUGUUGGAUAAUGUACAUCCGAUUAGGAAUAAGAAUUUGCAUGAGAUUCUGGUGCAGGUUGGGAUUCACUGCAAACGGAUGCGUACUCUGCAUGUUUUUGAUGGAUGUGUGGGUGAGGAUGAGGCGUUGGCGAUUGCGGCAGGGCUGCCGAAUCUUGUGUUUUUUGACCUUGGAACAGUGUCGCAUUGA